UUGGUUUCGGUUGAAAAUAAUGAUACCCGUUCAGAUUUCCUCCAGUACCCAACUGAUGAUGUAUCAUUCCACGGCGGUGACAAUUCGGAGCUCUUCGAAAGAGAUGUGAACACACUCAACCGUUGUUUUGACGACAUUGAAAGAUUCGUGGCACGAAUACAGUCGGCUGCGUUCGCUCAGAGGGAACUCGAACAGCAGGCUCACCGCUACAGAACUGCAAUGCGUCGUGACAAACGAAGUGGUCCACCACCACCGGAUCCGAAUGGCAUCCUUCAGAUGCGGGCGCAACUGCCUAUAGAACCCGAAUUCGUCGAUAUUUUCAGGAAAUUCAAACUCAGUUUCAAUCUAUUGGCCAAGCUCAAGAAUCACAUUCACGAACCGAAUGCACCCGAACUAUUGCAUUUCCUCUUCACACCUUUAACUGUUAUUCUAGAAGCGUGUCAUUGGGGUCUUGGAAGGAAUAUCGCUCCUCAGAUUGUUUCGCCCUUAUUGUCACUGGAAGCUCGGGAAUUGAUGCAGAAUUGUCUGACUAGCAAGGAGUCGGAUGUAUGGAUGAGCCUUGGCGAGACUUGGAGAACUCCACCAGAGGAUUGGGUGGGACCGCUUCCACCGCCAUACAAACCGGUGUUCGUCGAUGGAUUUGCCCCGUACGGUAUGCCUGACCAGCAGCAGCGACAGCCACCGCAGUCACUCGGCUAUCCAGUGCCGCUUCAUCGUGGCGAGUCCGCGCCACCCGUACAGUACCGUCCAUCUCCACGGGACCGAAGUGUCGACACGGUACGUUCCCAUAUCGCUUGCUUGAGCUUGACCCUGUGCUGUCUUGAAGUCUUCAACUUUCCCAUAACCCCAUUUCAUUUCUUUUCCUAUUUCCUUGCUAACUCUUCAAGUCUUUUUGUGAUGUACAUUCUAUAG
Molecule: messenger RNA, 912 nt
Organism: Cooperia oncophora
Lineage: Eukaryota; Metazoa; Nematoda; Chromadorea; Rhabditida; Trichostrongylidae
Source: the annotation of a GenBank genome assembly